Molecule: messenger RNA, 653 nt
Organism: Lycium barbarum (goji berry)
Lineage: Eukaryota; Viridiplantae; Streptophyta; Magnoliopsida; Solanales; Solanaceae
Exons: 3
Coding region: 85-408 (107 amino acids)
Source: RefSeq, a predicted model, not a curated record
GUAGUGUGUGUGGUGGGGUUGAAUUUCGAUUUCGUGCUGUUGAAUUUGACCAAACACUCGUCUUAUCUCACCUAUAAUGCUUCCAUGUUCUUCAGUUCUGCUGUUCAGAAGCAGUACCUUGAGAAAUAUGGCCUUAAUGAGAUGGCAGGUGAAAAGAGGGGUAAGAAAAUAAAGAAGGCUAAGGAGACGGGGGUUCCCCAGAGACCACCACAAAACCUUGUGAUUAGAGAUAGAAGCCCGUUGCCACGCCUCCCACCACGUGGUGCUCCAUUGCCUCAUGAUCCUCUCAUGAAACUUGCUUCGAGGGGGAUUCCGUCGUAUCCUGAUGAUGCUCGUAACCCCCAUACUCAAUCUAGUUGUGCGGAUGAUGAUGGGACUCACGUGUCAAACACACAAAGGCAUGUUUGAAUGUUAAUGUUGUGGUGGAUUUGUGGAUUGUGUAAGUGUUUUGUGGUUGUUUGUGAGGGGUGAAGUAGUCUAAUGUUGUAGACUAACUUAAUGUAGACUUGUUUAAUGUUUUGUGGAUGUUUGCAAAGGUUGAAGUAGUUUAAUGUCUCUUGUGAAUGUUUGAAUGACGUUUUGAUUUAACUUUGAAGUAGUUUCGAAUUGAAUUUGAUGUAUUGGUGAUUGUAAUAUAUGUGUUUGUUGAAGUA